Molecule: messenger RNA, 4087 nt
Organism: Porites evermanni
Lineage: Eukaryota; Metazoa; Cnidaria; Anthozoa; Scleractinia; Poritidae
Source: the annotation of a GenBank genome assembly
AUGAAGUCUCUGGUAGUAAUUCUGAUUGUAGCCUACAUCCCGGUGGUUUUCUCUAGUGAGUAUGAUCGCCUUGUAGUGUUUUACUUGUUCACAUUACUGUGAUCUUUGUUUUUCGUUCCGUGUUGAUCUUCUUAAGCAGGUUUUGUCGACGCAAUGAGGCUAACGCUCCCUAAUUCUCUUCUUUGUAAACAACGCCCCAUUAGGAGACCCAGAAAUCGUGUAAUCCUACCAUUCUUUGAUAGGAUUAUCAGUAUUUUUGCCCUGUGGAACAUGACACAGUAGUCAGAAAACCAGAAACUCUUCGCAGGGCUAGGGUGGUCGAUAGCUCUUUUUCAGAAAUUUAAAAAUUGAUGUUUGGAGCUGGGUGUUUCGGAGUUUUGGGUUUCCAAAACAUGGACGGGCCUCUGUACAGUUGAAUAGCACAGUACCUUAGCAUAACACUGCUUGGAACUCCUUUCCAAGAAGUCAUGUCAUUUUUUCCAUUUAACUAAUACGAGUGAGACAUAUCUUAAAGCAAUUUACUCAGUUUAUUAAUUUUCAUGCUCAAAACUACCCAAUUUUCUAACUUAUUCCUCCCAGACUACUAUUGGAAGACACGAUUCUAGCCAAUUCUUUACCGCUUUUGUUCAUGUUAACCCCUUUCGCAAUGUAAACCAACAAGCCGGAAUCUUACAAGGCUGUUUCUUGUCAAAGUAAGACAUCAAGCAAGCGCCUCCCUGAAAAAACGACAAUAAACGCCACCUGACCGCGGACUUGGCAUUCAGUAGCAUGCUACGGCGGUUUUGUAGUUAAAACUGAUAUUGAUACUUAAAGAUACCAGUAGAAAACAGCUUUUUAAAAAUGGAAUACUUUGCUUUCGCGAAACCAGAAGAUCGCAGCCGGUAUGAUAGCCAACCAUAUGUACUUUGGUAAGGCUAAACGUUUAACUUAAAUUAUAUGGCCACAAUUCUAGGAUCAUUUUUGCCUUGUUUUCGAGUUACCGGAGAGUUUUGUUCUGAUAGACGGACACGGCUGAGGAAAAAUCGGGUCGCCAUGGCAAUGCAAAAUGAAACUUAUUUGUCUUACAUUUCAGUCCAUCCAAUUCCCAGAUUUCCUCUUCCAGGCUCAACCCUUAAUGCUGCAAAAUUGAGUCUGCAACUUAUUACAUGAAGUAAAUAAAAAGAACUUCGACUCUCUUCUAUUGUCAUGGACCCUCACCCUAUAACUGUAUGGAUGGAAAACGUUUAAAAAAGAAACUUGACGAAAGAAAAUAUUUGUUCUUCCUAAAAGCUUGGCUUUAAAGAAUAACCAGCAUACUUUAAAAUAUGUUUGAUGGAUAGAAGUAAGCUAAUUGAGAGUUCGUCACGCACUAAAUUUAGUACGAACUGAGGAAUCAAAUUAUCAUCGACAGCCGUGGUAAGCGCUAGAUGUCGCGGGCAAGACACUGCACCAGUUUCCGCAGUUUACUUUAAUUAUUUUAACACUUUUUUUUCAGGGAUGCUUCCUCUCUUCGCAAAUCUUCAACGGUAUUACCCCGGCAACGUAGAUUAUGGAGGAGCGUACAGUGACUAUGACGUGUUCAAGGCGGUCAAUCUCUCCUCUCGCACUCACAACAACGACUCCUGUAUACUGCGCAUGAGCGUGGCACUUAACUUGAACCGAGGACACCAAGUGCUAAAAAAGUACAACGGAAGUGCAAAGGGCAGUGGUGGCAUAUAUUACUUCUACGACAGAAACGCGUUCUUGAACUACCUUGAUUUGAUGUAUGGAUAUCCCCUGUGGUCGAAUACUACUGAAGCGUUUAGGUACCAACAGGGAAUAAUGUUUGUUAAUGUCACUGGUGAAGAGAAGUCGAAAGAUGUUUGUAGCGUUCUGCUAUGGAAUGGCAUGAGUUUUCAUCAAGGAAAAGGCCUUCUGCAUCACUAUCGUAUUGAUAAGGUGUAUUUGUGGCCUGCUCAGACAGGUGAGCCCGUCUUGGAACAACUUUCUUUUGUUGCUUUACUCAACGUUUAUGGAAGAAGAUCGAGUCCUUAUGUAAUUCUGCCUUGUACUUAGAUGUCCCUCCAACUAUUUAACAAAUAGAGUACUUUAUAGGCAGCCAAAUGUGAAGUGGUAUCAGCCUAUAUUUGUUCUUUCCAGGUGGUUGUAAAAUCGAUGUAAAUCUGAAGCAGAGUACAUGUUUUCCAUCCUCUUCUAAAGUUGAGCUCAAAUCUGGAAAAAAGAUUGCCAUGAAUGAGCUUGCAAUUGGUGACUUGGUGAAAACUUACUCUAAGGAUGGGGAGGUCCUGUUUAGUCCUGUAGUUACGUUUCUGGAUCAAAUGCCGAACUAUAGAGGUAACGUACACAAAUCGUAGCCUUAACUUUGAGUUUUUAGAAUUGCUUAUCAACCCCGGCUUUUCCAAUUUGGGUUGAUUUGUUUUCAUUUAUCAGAAAGGCAUACGUUCUGUUCAUUUAUACGGUACGUACGAGAAUUGGGAAAUGACCUUAUUUAUAAUCCGCAAAAAUGGCGUUAACUUUCCAUUGUUUGGGCGGCAUAAAACUUUGUAAGUUAUGGACGCAGAUGUUCUUUUCAAAGCUCCUCUAAGCCACAACCGUUCGCUUCUUUUAAUUACCUACCUUGCCUAUGCUUUUGUAGGAGAUUUCUACACAAUCACGACCAUCUUCAAUGUUCAAGUAACCCUCAGCGAAGCUCACCUUCUUUUUACCAGCUGUCCCCUGUCGGAUGGGCGGCUCACGAAUCACUCCACGCAUGCGUCCAGAGUCAGACCCGGUGACUACAUUCUGGUUAAUACUCGAUGGGGACUCAUUCCCAUGAUGGUAGAGUCUGUUUCGGUAGCUGAAAGAAAGGGGGCUUUUGCGCCUGUUACCCAAGAAGGGACUAUGGUUGUGGACGGCAUUUGGGUGUCUUGUUAUGCUGAUAUCGCUGAUCAUAACUUGGCCGAUUCUUUAAUGACACCUUUGAAGAGGUUUUACAACUUGGCCCCUCAUGUGCUAGGUACAGGAGGCAAGUACGUACACGGUUACUUGAAAGACAGUCUUCGUCAUGUUGGUGUUAAGAUCUUCGGAAAAGAGAAGUUCUAUCAGCAGGCCCCAAAGGAGAGAGUUUUGAGUGGGAAAGAGACAUCCUUGGAGUCUCUCUUUAUCAGGAAAGACAAAAAUAAGUGAUUUGUUUUAAAGCCAACUAUUGGAGGGGAGGAAAAUCCUCAUACUAAGUUAACUUUCAUGCCGCGUAGCCUACGAUUCCGGCUUAGUUUCUGAUACAGCAUUGGUCUUUUUUUAAUUUUUUUUUUUUUUUUAUAUGUAUAUAUACGUUGUUUAACUCUUGUUCAGAAAAUAACAAAAAUGGAGGAACAGGAAGUUUAAGUAGAGAGAAACAAACUCAUAAACCUUAGUGAUCAAUCAUGUUUUUUAUUUGCCUUGUAAGAAAUUAUUUCAGCGUAAUCAAGUGACGUUUCAGUAUGACAUCAUUUGUUUGAGUACGACUGAGAAUUUAUUUCCUUUCUUGUUGAAAUUUAGAAAUCUCAGUGAUGUUGAAAUAUCAAACACUCUAAUUUGAAAAAAUAUAUAUGUAUUCAGUACUCUAACAAGCAGAAAUAAAUAAAAAACCAAUGGGCCAUUUCUGAGUUGCCCGAAGUAUCUAUCUCGACGCGAGGCUAAGUACAAAGCCAUUGAAAUGAAAAUGAACUUUAUUCUCACGCAAAUAAAACUCUUUUUCAUAGGAAAGGUUUUGCGCUCAGUCUUGUUUCAAAAGUGAGAGUUUUACGAAUUUGAAAUGGUUGUGACUAGAAUGGACACCUCAAAAUCAGGUUUGACACCUUAUGUUUAUUACACAACAUUAUACUCUACACCACGCUAUACUACAAUUAGGCGAAUAUGCUGGGCACGAGAACUUUUAGAAAAGUGGGGAAAUCAUAGUAAGAGACAGUUGUGCGACGAAAAUAGUUGAAUACAGGGUUUAGCACCAAAGUAAAGUGAUUAGGGUGAAGCACUGUUUUAAAAACAGUUAGCUUUGAAUGAUGUAAUGAUCAACGCCAUGUAAAGUACGUUAAAAUUAACCGGUCUCGACAGUUAGCCCUUGAUGGUGUAGUGGAUAUGGAUAUGGAUUAUA